This is a messenger RNA of Atta colombica, 573 nucleotides long. Its product is annotated as histone H2A. The transcript has a single exon. Gene Ontology annotation, molecular function: structural constituent of chromatin; DNA binding; protein heterodimerization activity. Gene Ontology annotation, cellular component: nucleosome. The record is from RefSeq and is a predicted model, not a curated record. Bases 38 to 412 code for a protein of 124 amino acids. Lineage: Eukaryota; Metazoa; Arthropoda; Insecta; Hymenoptera; Formicidae.
GAAAGUAUACCUGUACCGUAUUCGUUAAUCGAGCAAUAUGUCUGGUCGUGGCAAGGGUGGCAAAGUCAAGGGAAAGGCGAAGUCUCGUUCCAAUAGGGCGGGAUUGCAGUUCCCCGUGGGUCGUAUCCAUCGUUUGCUGAGAAAAGGAAAUUAUGCUGAACGUGUCGGCGCUGGUGCACCGGUCUACCUGGCUGCAGUAAUGGAAUAUCUGGCCGCUGAAGUUUUGGAGUUGGCUGGUAAUGCCGCUCGUGAUAACAAGAAGACUAGGAUCAUCCCUCGUCACCUGCAACUCGCCAUCCGCAAUGACGAGGAGUUGAACAAACUGUUGUCCGGUGUGACCAUUGCUCAAGGCGGUGUUUUGCCGAACAUCCAAGCCGUAUUGCUACCCAAGAAGACCGAGAAGAAGGCAUAAUCGUAAUCUGGCAUCUGAUACAAAUGGCCCUUUUCAGGGCCACAAAAUUUUUUUAACGAAGACAUACUCUGUUCAGCAUUAUAAUAUCUCACUGUUUCUAAUGUUUAUACCAUUUUUCCUAUUCACAUUUAGCAGUAGGUUAUUAAAUUCGAUGAACUACA